Messenger RNA from Camelus dromedarius (Arabian camel), 3296 nucleotides. RefSeq names its product zinc finger DHHC-type palmitoyltransferase 2 (gene ZDHHC2). The record is from RefSeq and is a predicted model, not a curated record. The transcript is spliced from 13 exons. The coding region runs from base 44 to 1144 and encodes 366 amino acids. Gene Ontology annotation, molecular function: palmitoyltransferase activity. Lineage: Eukaryota; Metazoa; Chordata; Mammalia; Artiodactyla; Camelidae.
GCGGCGGCGGCGGCGGAGCUGGGCAGGUGGAUGCGGCUGGAAGAUGGCGCCCUCGGGCCCCGGCAGCGUUAGGCGGCGGUGCCGGCGGGUGCUGUACUGGAUCCCGGUGGUGUUCAUCAGCCUCCUGCUCGGCUGGUCCUACUACGCCUACGCCAUCCAGCUGUGCAUAGUAUCCAUGGAAAACAUUGGAGAACAAGUUGUGUGCCUGAUUGCUUAUCAUCUACUUUUCGCAAUGUUUGUCUGGUCAUAUUGGAAAACUAUCUUUACGUUACCAAUGAAUCCUUCAAAAGAAUUCCACCUGUCUUACGCAGAGAAAGAACUGCUGGAGAGAGAGCCCAGAGGAGAAGCCCAUCAGGAAGUUCUCAGACGAGCAGCCAAGGACCUUCCCAUCUACACCAGGACCAUGUCUGGAGCAAUCCGCUAUUGUGACAGAUGCCAACUCAUAAAACCAGACCGCUGCCAUCACUGUUCCGUCUGUGAUAAAUGUAUUUUGAAGAUGGAUCAUCAUUGCCCAUGGGUGAACAAUUGUGUUGGAUUUUCAAAUUAUAAAUUUUUCCUCCUUUUCUUGGCUUAUUCUCUGCUGUACUGCGUUUUUAUUGCUGCUACAGAUUUACAGUAUUUUAUCAAAUUUUGGACCAAUGGCCUACCUGAUACUCAAGCCAAGUUCCAUAUUAUGUUUUUAUUCUUUGCUGCAGCUAUGUUUUCUGUCAGCUUGUCUUCUCUGUUUGGCUAUCAUUGUUGGCUAGUCAGCAAAAAUAAAUCUACAUUAGAGGCAUUUAGAAGUCCAGUCUUUCGACAUGGAACAGAUAAGAACGGAUUCAGCUUGGGUUUCGGUAAAAAUAUGCGACAGGUUUUUGGUGAUGAGAAGAGGUACUGGUUGCUCCCCGUUUUUUCAAGUCUAGGUGAUGGCUGCUCCUUUCCAACUUGCCUUGUUAACCAGGAUCCCGAACAACCAUCUACUCCUGCAGGAUUGAAUUCAACAUCCAAAAAUUCUGAAAACCAUCAAUUUCCUGCCAAGCCAUUGAGAGAGUCCCAGAGCCACCUUCUUACUGAUUCUCAGUCUUGGAGCGAGAUCAGCACAAACCCGGGAAAAGGCAAAACUGGUAUGAGCAAUCCUGCACUGACCAUGGAGAAUGAGACCUAACUCUUCUAAUAAAAUUCACUCAGACUUUAUGAAAGUAUCAAUACUGUCAAUGGAUGGAAGAGGCUUCCCACACGAAGGCACCAUUAGCCAGUUUUUCCCAUUUCCCUCUGGCUGGAUAUACAGAAUAUGAAUUGAUUAGUUCUCUCCAAGCCGUUGCUUAAAGCAUAACACAUUUUUAACCCAGUAUACAGUUUGUUUCAACUAACACAAAUUCCUGUUAAAUACUAAAAGUGGUUAUGGUUGAUGAAUCAAGGACAAAAAUAUCUUCUAUCAUAAAAACCUGAAAUAAAUUCAUGGGCCAGUUUUCACCCAAAUAUUUGGGUAGCACAGUUUAUUACAUAAAAAGCCCAUUUGAUCCUCUGAUUUUCUGUUCAUAAAAUUGAAAGUAUUAAGAUACUGAGAUUUAAAGGAAUUCAAGUCACAUUGUAAUAAUCAGCUUUAUUCAUAAAACCUAGUAGUUACCUGUGAGAAGGGGGAGGUAGUAAAUGGGACUAGUUUACUCCCUCCAGUGUGAAUCCAGCCUCAGACUGCGUGGACUGUAAAAACUAUGAAUUUAUUACAGAUUUCAAAUGGCCUGCAGUUGAAGAUGACCAUCAAUUUUUUUGCCGGACUUUAAUCUAAUUCUAGCCUUUGUUCCCUGCUGGAAAAGAAGUGUGAUCAUUGAAGCUGGAGCUCAGCUGGCUAGAAAAUCUUUGUCAGAACGAGUGCAUUUCCAUUACAUCAGAAAUGUAUUUUCAUCUCUUUUAAUUAUCUGAAAAUUGGGGGAAAGUCUACAAUCCCAAUUCUGAAGAUUGGUUUAUGUUAUUCUUUUGCUGGCUUGGCUUUUGAAAAUCUCUUUUUAGGUUAUUUCUCCUAUUGAACAUAGAAAAAAUAUUGAAUUUCUGUUAAGAAUUCUUCAUGGACCAAUAGAUGAAUCCUCCAUUGAUACCUGUUUUAUUUCUGUGUCCUCUCAUCAAAAGUUUGACAGUUUAACUACAUAGGUCCUCAAAAACCGGCUACGAUUAAAUUAUGUAAAUCAUCAAAAAUCACAUUUUGAAAUAUUAGUUCAGCGUGAACUAAACAGUGGCUUGCUGUUUGGAAACUGAGUUUAAGGUAAACUAAAGUGGUGUGUUUGUUGAUGCCAAAAUGUUCGGCUUCAGUAAAUACACCAAGAAGCUCUUGUGCCUUGUAUGCACUAUUAAAAAAAAGUUUUAUUUUAUUCUUUUUAAUUUGAUGGAGUGCAAGUUUUGUAAAUGUUAGCAAUUAGAAUAUGCUGUAUACAUUUUUUUGGUACUGAUUUUGAGAAUUUAAAGCAGAUUACCUUUUAAGACUACACAGCUAAGGAACUGGUAUUUAAUCAGAGAAAACGGUAUUAAAGUUUUCAAAAUCUGACUUAGACAAACUGAACACAAACUAGACUAGAAGAUGAGAGGAUAAUGGAGUAAAAGAUCCUUGCAAUUAUUCACGCUUGCUAAAAAUACAAAGUUUUAUAUUAAAUGACUUUAUGAAAGAACCAAUGUCAGCCCGGUCCAUUUUAUGUCAUUUCAGUGCAGUUCUUUGAACAAUAGGAUGGUGGUCUUUUUCAGAUUUUUUUUUUAAGCUAAAGCUUUUGAUCUGAGAGUCUACUUCAAGAAAUCUCAGAAGGUAUGAUACAUUUUUACUUUCUAUCUUAAAGUAUUUUUGGUCAUCAUUUUUCAUUACCUGAAGUGCCAGGUUGGAACCUGUAGCUGCUGCUUGAAGUCUUAAGGGCAACAGCAUAAUGUAAUGUAUUAAAAAUUAUAUGCAGCCAGGUUUCCUCAAAGCACAGUACUAGAGCUGUCCUUACUGACAGGUGUCCCCUCCUGUCAAACUAGAAGCUAGGGGAAGAGUGGGCUUUUGAUUCUUCACUUUGCUAGAGUGCUGUUAACCACCCCUCUUUAGCUUUUUCAUGUAAUUAUUGAAACACAUAAAUCAAUACACAUUAGAAUCAGAUUUGAAAACAUAUUUUAAAAUAAAAUGUUUUUCAUUAAAUUGUAAUGGUCCCCUUUUUGGUUUCAUACAAUGACAAAUCUUUAAGGGUUUUUUGUUUUGUUUUUAAUUUUAGGGGAUUAUAAUUUUUGGAGAUGAUGGCACUGAUCACUAGAUAUGCAGGAUACAUUUUACUGGAGUGAAUAAAGCAUCAAAUAAACCUGCA